AUGCCUCCAAAGAGGAUACGGACGACUGAGGGUUCAUGUUGGAGUUGCAAGCAGCGGCGAGUCAAGUGCGAUCUUCAGAAACCCAGCUGCAGAAAAUGCCUUGACGCUGAUGAGAAGUGCAAUUACAACAAAAUAGUGCUCAAAUGGAACACCCGCCCAACCAAAGGGGCUCCUGCUGCGAAUCAGUUAUGUCUAUAUCAUCAAUCUCUUCCAGGCUCCUUGGGCUACUCCUUAGCAACCAAUGAAAAGCGCGCCAUAGAAUACUUCCGACUUCGAGUCUGGCCACUGUUCCAUAUGUCCAGCACUCCGUGCCAGCCCCCAAUCGCACUCGCCUUAGGAGAUCGCUCUGUGCUUUUGGCGACGUGCGUCAUGGCCGAUUCUCAUCGUGUUCUGCAUGAUGGAAGACACAGCCGAGAUAUUGUUCAGAGCAAACGACUUCAUUGUCUAGCUACGUUACGGAAACAGCUAGCUGAAGUGUCCAAUGGCGAGAUGCUACUAUCCACUCUUCUCGUGGCGGUCCUGCUCUUAUAUUUCUCAGAUGGUUAUGUGGAAUGUAGCCAAGAGUCCGCAUCAACCUCAAGUCAUCAUGCAGGAGUCAGAGCAAUCAUCGACUCUCUGGGUGGACUUCCCUCCAUCAUGUGUGGGACUGAUACAUCUGUCAAGAUGUUGCUCUCGGAGUUCGCAACCACCGAUGUAACCAAUGCUUUGCUUCAGGGAAGAGUCCCUUGCUUUUCGUCUGAUGUCUGGGAUAUGAUGGAUCCCGAGGCUGUAUGGUGGGACAAACCGUCGUUUGGAAUGGAAUCAUUUGCCACUAUUUUCAAGAAGAUGGCCGACCUUGCUAGGUACCGAGAUCUCGUACAAAAGGAUCCUGGUGAGUUCACGAUGGAGAAAGUACAAGCAUUUGAAAAUGUAUUUCGUCCAGGAUAUGCUACGAUGGAAUCAACCACGCUUGCGGAGGUGGACAUAAAAAAAGAUCCUCAGUUGCUGGAUGAAGAUAUUGUCCCAUGUCGUGCACUCUGUCGGGCAUUUCAGCACAGUGCAAAUCUCUAUCUCUACCGGGCGAUUUGCGCCUUACCCCCUCAACAUCCUCUUGUCCAACAACAUGCGCAAGCUUGCCUGGACUGCAUCACGGGUAUGCCGGCGGAUAGCAAGGCCUUGAACUGCGCUCUCUAUCCGAUCUUCACCGCAGCUGCUCAUACAUUUUCUGCAGCCAACCAGAAAACGGUGAUACAAAAACUGGAGACAGUCUAUGAAAAUAUCAAGUUCGACUCCGUCAACGCUAUCAAGCUAGCACUUAAAGACCUCUGGGGAUCAGAGCGGCAGCUUGGCUCAUGGGAUGAUAUGUUUUCGGGCCUCCAACAGCAAACGUUGGUCUUGUGA
Exophiala aquamarina CBS 119918 is the source of this 1380-nucleotide messenger RNA. RefSeq lists its product as uncharacterized. Gene Ontology annotation, biological process: positive regulation of transcription by RNA polymerase II. Gene Ontology annotation, molecular function: transcription cis-regulatory region binding; zinc ion binding; DNA-binding transcription factor activity, RNA polymerase II-specific. The transcript has a single exon. Gene Ontology annotation, cellular component: nucleus. The coding region runs from base 1 to 1380 and encodes 459 amino acids. The record is from RefSeq and is a predicted model, not a curated record. Lineage: Eukaryota; Fungi; Ascomycota; Eurotiomycetes; Chaetothyriales; Herpotrichiellaceae.